Messenger RNA from Phycomyces blakesleeanus NRRL 1555(-), 659 nucleotides. RefSeq lists its product as hypothetical. The transcript has a single exon. The coding region runs from base 24 to 506 and encodes 160 amino acids. The record is from RefSeq and is a predicted model, not a curated record. Lineage: Eukaryota; Fungi; Mucoromycota; Mucoromycetes; Mucorales; Phycomycetaceae.
UCAGAUGUAGGAGCCUACAAUAUAUGACUUUGAAUGAAGUCUGGAUUUCGGGAUCUAUUUCUGAAGAAACCGGGUGUUUUCUAGUUGAUAUGUCAUAUACCUUCUUAAAGUCUCUCUGCCUCAACCAAGUUGAAUACCACAAUACACGAGGAGAAAUGCCAAUACGCGAAGAUAUGUGUAUUCACUUGACACUUCUAUCUCAAUUAUACACGAAUGAUUCAAAAUACCCUAUUGUAGAACGUCACAAUAUUGCUUGGAUCUACCUAAUUGAGACCGUUAUUGUUCCUUGGAUAAUGGUCGACUAUGAAAACAAUAAACUUAGUGAGGAGGCAGGCAAUCUUAUAGUUGAGUUCUAUCAAAACUUUCCGUUUAAUCAAAGCAACAAGACCAUAGUAGAUGAGGACAGGCUCGAGUAUGGAUACCAGGAGACUGGUUGGAUGGACGAACUUUACCGAGGGUACGGCGAAUUGAGACUUGGCAACAUAGAAGCGUAUACUCUUGGUUGACAUUCAAUAGAGAGUCAUGAGCUCUAGAAAGAUAGAAAAGCUGCAUUAGUGACCUUUUUCAAAAUAAUACAUAUAUAAAAAGCAACAUUGACUAGAACAAAUAUUGGGAGUAUCAACGUAAAUAUACUACUCUGGCGAGAUAAAACACCUUUC